CUCUCAUCGGCAUCAGCACCGGCUCGCGAACCAUCUCUUUGAUCUCGGUCGGCUGUGGCCAUCACGCACCGCGCCGCGACACUCGCUUGUUUUCUUCUUCUUUUUUCGAUUUUUAUUCUUCUCGUUGUACUCGUCGGCUAAUUUCUUCGUUUUUAGUUCGUUUUGUCCGGUGGGUUUUUUGGUUGUUUUUUUGGUUUCGGACAGGCCGGCGCGACAAAGUACUUGUUUUACCUGAGUGGUCGUUUAAAAAUAUAGAUAGAUUUUGGGAUAGACUAAUUUAAGAUGAUUUUCGGGGGGUGAUUGUGGUAGAAACAAAUAGAAGGAUUUUUUGGAUUUUGUAAUAUGGACAUGGAUUGAAAAAUAUAGAGCCAUGCGCCUCAAAUGCACCUCGACGUCAAAGACCAAGUCAAGCAUUGUACGCAGAUUUAAUGGUACGAUGGCAGCACUGCCUUUCGUCUUCUGCAUACUGGUGGGCGGCAUCUCCAUAAAUAUUGCCGAAGCAGCACGGAGGCAGCAGACAAACGGCACAUGGAUGCGUAUGGGUAUGCUCUUUGACGACAACAUGCAAAACGACCAAGGACUUCCCUCCUGCAAAGCCCUACCUGGAUUAAGUCCUGGCCAAAGAAGGCUUUGCCAGCUGUAUAUAGACCAUAUGAACGCUGUUGCUUUCGGAGCAAAGCAUGCUCUGACGGAAUGCAAACACCAGUUCCAUAACAGGAGGUGGAAUUGCUCCAUUCUUGAUGAUAUCAACGUAUUUGGACCUGUCAUUUUCAUAGCUAGUAGAGAGGCAGCAUUUGCUCACGCCUUAGCAUCAGCGGGAGUAUCCCAUGCGAUAUCUAGAGCAUGCAGGGAUGGACAGCUGUCUUCUUGCGGUUGUUCCAGGAUGGGUCGACCCAAGGACCUUAAGAAAGACUGGGUUUGGGGAGGAUGCGGUGAUAAUUUAGAAUACGGCUAUAAAUUUACUCAGAGUUUCGUAGACGUGCGAGAAAAAGAAAGAAAAUUCAAAAGAGGUACCAGAGAACAAGGACGAGUACUUAUGAAUCUGCACAAUAAUGAAGCCGGCAGAAGGGCGAUAAUAAAAAAAUCGAAAGUGACCUGCAAAUGUCACGGAGUGUCGGGUUCUUGCUCCCUCAUCACCUGCUGGCAACAACUGGCGACCUUCAGAGAAGUCGGUGACUACUUGCGAGAUAAAUACGAUGGAGCAACGGAAGUGAGAGUGAACAGAAGAGGUCGCCUCCAGCUCCGGGAUCCGAGAGUUACCAUCCCCACGGCUUACGAUCUGGUGUACUUAGAAGACUCGCCGAACUAUUGUGUUAAAGACGAUAUUACAGGAUCCUUGGGUACGCAAGGACGAGUGUGUAACAGGACAUCGCCUGAUAUAGACGGUUGCAAUCUCUUGUGUUGCGGCCGAGGCUACAACACCCUCAAGAGCGUCAUCAAGGAGAGGUGUCAAUGCAAGUUCAAGUGGUGCUGCCAAGUCGAAUGCAAGACGUGUGUGCGCACAACGGAUGUUCAUACUUGCAAAUAAGUUACGCGUUACGGAAAUGACGUAAUCGAUCUACAAGGUGUGAUUAAUAAUUUUUAGACUAAAAUCUUACCAAAAUGGCGUCAAAUAGUUAUUCUUGGUGAAAAUAUGAAUUUGAACUGUAUAUUUAUUGAAAAUAUUGGUAAGUUACGGAAAAAGUAGUUGAAAAUGAUUGGCAGACAAAUUUUUAUGUACAGUAUUUGCCGUUAGUAAAAUAGGUGAAAUAUUUUUGUGGCAGACCAAUAUUUUAAUUUCAGUCUUAACUUUAAAAACAAAAAAUAUGGACUAGUUGUUCGAUAAGGGUUAUUUGUUUUAUAAAUAAAUAUUUUUUCGAUCGAUAUUUUUUUUUGCAAAACAGCUCUUUCUUUUUUCUGAUCAUUUUACAUCGCAUAUAUUUUUUUUUAUUAAGUAAGGUUAGAAUUUUGUCGCAGUAUCUCGAACUAUAAUAACUGUAGCAAAAAAGUUUCAGAUCCGAAUAAAUAUUACUGGGUAAAUUAUUCAAAAUAAAAUUUAACUACAACACUGUAUAUUGAAAAUAGUACAUUAUUAAAAUAUUAAUUUUACAAGAAGUAAAUAAACAUUUUUCGUACGUGUGCAUAAAAAUUUAAUAAUCAUAUAAUUACCAAUAAAUUUUGAAAUACGUUUGCAUUCCAAUGUGCGAGUUAUUUUUUUCUAAAAAACGCCUUGUAGAUUCUGAAAGACCUAAUGUUCAACAUAAAUGUAUGUUUUUUGUGUCGAGAGUGAUGGUGUUUAUAGUGAACUAUAAUAAUUAGAAAAACAAAUCUACUUAAGGUAUUUACAAAAAGAUUAUUUGGUAAUUAUUACAAAAAGUUAUUCACUUGCUAGAGAACUUUUAAAUCAACUGAUAAUAAAUGGUGUCCUUAAUUAUAUUACAGUCAAUAUCUUCGUUGUUUGAAGAAAUAAAAGUUUUAGGGACUUGUUUUCAUUAGUUGGGUUUUCUUUUUCUAGAGAAUAUGUUUGUAACGAAGAGAACAAGAAGAAACCAUCUAAAAAUAUAUUCAAACAUUUGUUUUUCUUCAUUGCAGCACUUUCGGUUUACUCUGUAAAAAUUAGAAUUAUAUAACUUAAUUAGGAUACUAAAAUUUUCUUGAACCUAUAUUGAACUUAUAUAUAUCGCUAAAUAAUAAAAUUUGGGACAACCUGUAUACAUAUUUCUGGACGCAAAAAUUAAAAUUGCUCUAGUGGGUACAUACCUUUGAAUUUCGACACGCAUCGACUUGUACAACUUCUUAGUUUUAAGAUUGUGUAUUAUUUUUUAUUUAUUUAUUUGUUAAAACAC
Messenger RNA from Psylliodes chrysocephalus, 2825 nucleotides. Lineage: Eukaryota; Metazoa; Arthropoda; Insecta; Coleoptera; Chrysomelidae. The record is from the annotation of a GenBank genome assembly.